Molecule: messenger RNA, 2446 nt
Organism: Nicotiana attenuata
Lineage: Eukaryota; Viridiplantae; Streptophyta; Magnoliopsida; Solanales; Solanaceae
Product: gamma-glutamyltranspeptidase 1-like
Exons: 7
Coding region: 190-1998 (602 amino acids)
Biological process (GO): glutathione catabolic process
Cellular component (GO): plasma membrane
Molecular function (GO): glutathione gamma-glutamate hydrolase
Source: RefSeq, a predicted model, not a curated record
CCACGCGUCUAAAGAGUUACAAAAAGUGUUACACAAAUGGCCGGCGCAUUGAUUGCUAAGUACUAAAAUUCUUUUUUCUGUCUUUGGCAUUGGCCAUUAUUCCUCUCUCUUUUUGCCAGCUUUAGUUGAAUUUCAACUUUCAACCAGUAUUGGUCACUCUAUCCUGCGAAAAUUCCUCAAUUCUAAAGGAUGUUCAUCACUACUUUGUUGUUGUCAAAGUGGCCUUGCUUUGGAUUUCUGCUUCUUUUGGCAUUUCUAUUGUUGAGCACAAGAACAAGUACUAGUUUAGCUUAUGAUAGACGCGAGAUAAUAAAGGCGCGUCAUGGAGCUGUUGCCACUGAUGAUGGACGAUGCUCGAGGAUUGGAAGAGACGUUCUACGAGAAGGAGGCCAUGCUGUGGAUGCAGCAGUGGCUGCAGCUCUUUGCUUGGGAGUUGUUAGUCCGGCGUCUAGUGGCAUAGGUGGAGGAGCAUUCAUGCUAAUAAGAUCAGCAGAUGGGAAAGCACAAGCCUUUGAUAUGAGAGAAACUGCUCCCAAGAAAGCCUCUGAGAAUAUGUACGUAGGAAAUGCUGCUCUAAAAGCUAGUGGAGUUCUUUCAAUAGGAGUUCCAGGAGAAAUUGCUGGCCUUUACAAAGCGUGGAAGCUAUACGGAAAGCUUUCAUGGAAACGGCUUGUGAGGCCAGCUGCACAUCUAGCUCAUAGCGGGUUCAAGAUUUCACCAUAUCUUCACAUGCAAAUGUUCAAAAGCGAAUCAGAUAUUAUGUCGGACAAGGGACUUCGCGACUUGUUCACAUCAAAUGGAAGCCUUUUGCAGAUAGGAGAUAUAUGUUAUAACAAACAGCUAGCUAAAACACUUAGAGCACUUUCCGCAUAUGGAAUUAGGCCAUUUUAUAAUGGAUCAAUUGGGGUUAAAUUGAUCAAAGAUAUAAGAAAAUCCGGAGGCAUAUUGACAAUGGAAGACUUGCAGCAGUAUGAAGUUAGAAUAAGAGAACCUAUCUCUGCAGAUGUCAUGGGAUUUAAGAUACUUGGUAUGCCACCUCCUUCAGCAGGAGGUGCUGCAAUGGUGCUAAUACUGAACAUUCUUGCACAAUAUGGAAUUCCCAUGGAAGGUCCAAGCUCCCUUCUAAUUCAUCGACAAAUUGAAGCGUUGAAACAUGCAUUUGCACUGAGGAUGAACCUUGGCGAUCCAGAUUUCAUUAACAUUAAAAGCGUCAUAGAUGAUAUGCUGUCAACUGAAUUUGCAAAACAGUUGAAGAAAACCAUAUAUGACAACAUGACUUUCAGUCCCAAUCACUAUGGUGGCAAGUGGAAUCAAAUCUAUGAUCAUGGUACCAGCCACAUGUCCAUUGUGGACAGUGAUCGAAAUGCUGUUUCGAUGACUAGCACCGUAAAUGCUUACUUUGGUGCAAAAUAUCUAUCACCAAGUACAGGGAUAGUUCUUAAUAAUGAAAUGGAUGACUUCUCAAUUCCUGAAAAACGUUCCGAAAAUGUUCCACCACCAGCACCUGCAAAUUUUAUCCGUCCGGGCAAAAGACCAUUGUCAUCAAUGGCACCUACUAUUGUUCUCAAGGGCGAACAACUAAGAGCGGCUAUUGGUGCAAGUGGAGGAGCAAUGAUUAUUGCUGGUACAACCGAGGUUUUUCUGAAUCAUUUUGCAAGGGGAAUGGAUCCCUUCUCUUCUGUAAUGGCUCCAAGAUCUUACCAUCAGUUGAUUCCAAAUGUUCUACAAUACGAGAAUUGGACGAUUGUGACAGGCGACCACAUAGAAGUUCCAGCAAAAACAAGAACUGCCCUGCAAAAGAAGGGGCAUGUACUGCAAAGUAUCGACGGAGGGACAAUUUGUCAGUUUGUUGUUCAAGAAUUCAAGUCAUCAAAGUUGGGGGAGCUUGUAGCUGUAAGUGAUCCAAGGAAGGGCGGAUUUCCCUCUGGUUUUUUAGAUGUACAAUGUCGGACAAGGAGUUGUCGCUACAAAGGAUCCUACAACGAAAGCCAUAUAUGAUCAGACCAGCUGAUCAUGUGAGAUUUUUCUUUUAUACACAACUAGAAACUACCAUUUGCCUAGCCUAGAUGAAAGCCGUAGCUAGAAGCAGGGGCGAACACACAUGGGAGGAAGUCAUCUGACUGCUUUCUUGCAAAGAGUACUUCUUGCUCCACUGGCCAAGCUCAUAUUUUAGCUUGUAAAGGUUACGGGUUCGAGGCUAGACCUGAACAUUCCCUUUGCAAUAAUAUUCAACUAAACCAUUGGGUCAAGGCUCUUCAGCUUAUGGGAAAAUGAUAUUAAUUAUUACUACUACUUAAUUUUUUAUUUAUUUAUAUAAUGCGACACUGCUUAUAAAAAGUUGUACCUACGCCCCUGGCUAGAAGGAUGAGUUGCCAUUCAGAAGCUCUUAUCGAAGGCGGAGCUAAGUUCAAGCAAGGGGGUUCAUAAGGGAAGAUUUUACAUUUUA